CUCACACCAUGUACAAGCUCGCCGUCUUCGCCGCCGUGCUGGCCGUGGCCCGCGCUGGCUACCUGGCCGCCCCCGCCGCCGUCUCCUACGCCGCCCCCGCAUACGCCGCCCCCGCCUACGCCGCCCCCGCCUACGCCGCCUACGGCGCCCACGCCGUCGCCCCCGCGGCCAUCACCUCCCAGCACUCCAACAUCCUGAGGAGCUUCGGCAACCUGGGACAGGUGUCCACCUACUCCAAGACCAUCGACACGCCCUACUCCAGCGUCAGCAAGUCUGACGUGCGCGUCAGCAACGACGCCGUCGCCCACGUGGCCGCCCCCGUGGCCUACGCCGCCCCCGCCGUCGUUAAGGCUGCCGCCCCCGUGGCCUACGCCGCCCCAGCCGCCUACGCCGCCCCUGCCGUCGUCAAGGCCGCCGCCCCCGCCGUCGGUCUGCUGGGAGUCGCCUACUCCGCCGCCCCCGCCGUCGCCCACAUGACCUACAGCAACGGUCUGGGUCUCGCCUACGCCUGGUAAUCUGACCUCACCUCCUGGCAUUCCGAUGUGUCAUGAUGUGAUG
Messenger RNA from Schistocerca cancellata (South American locust), 558 nucleotides. Its product is annotated as cuticle protein 67-like. Lineage: Eukaryota; Metazoa; Arthropoda; Insecta; Orthoptera; Acrididae. The transcript is spliced from 2 exons. The record is from RefSeq and is a predicted model, not a curated record. Bases 9 to 515 code for a protein of 168 amino acids.